UCAAAAAGGGGACGAGUAGUAGUGAAAAUUUUCACAGAAGCCGCCGCUAUUGAGAGAUAGCACGGAACAUAACAGUACUAGAGUUCAGAUGUUCUCUUCAACCAUUUCUCGUUGCUUUAACCGAAUUUCUCUUCGCUCCCGCACUCAAAUUCUUCUCUUUCCCACUUCCUAUUUCCACUCUAAUCCUCACAAUUUUGACCAAGAAACUGUACACAACACUCUCUCCUCCUACGCCAAUGACUGGAACCGCGCAUUCGAGUUCUUCAACUGGGUCGAAACGGACCACCAAUUUAAUCACACUACCGAAACCUACAAUCGUAUGAUUGAUAUCUUGGGUAAGUUCUUUGAAUUUGAUCUCUCUUGGAACUUAAUUCACCGCAUGAAACAAAACCCCCUUUCACUUCCCAAUCAUGCCACAUUUCGUGUCAUGUUUAAGCGUUAUGUAAAUGCGCAUCUUGUUAAUGAAGCAGUUGAUACAUUUAAUCGAUUGGGUGAGUUUAAUUUGAGAGAUGAUACUUCGUAUUGUAAUUUGGUGGAUUCUCUUUGUGAGUAUAAGCAUGUGAUUGAGGCUCAAGAAUUGUGUUUUGGGGAGAACAAGAUUGUGGGGUUUAAUAACAAUUGUACAAAGAUUUAUAAUAUGAUUCUUAGAGGGUUGUUUAAGAUGGGGUGGUGGGGUAAGUGUAGGGAGUUUUGGGAGGAAAUGGAUAAGAGAGGUGUUGUUAAAGAUUUGCAUUCGUAUUCAAUAUAUAUGGAUAUUGUGUGCAAGAGUGGGAAGCCUUGGAAGGCAGUGAAAUUGUACAAGGAGAUGAAGAAGAAGGGGAUUGAGAUUGAUGUGGUUGCAUAUAAUACAGUUAUUAAUGCCAUUGGGCUCUCGGAGGGUGUUGAUUUUGCAUUGAGGGUAUAUCGUGAGAUGCAAGAGUUUGGUUGUAAACCUAAUGUUGUGACUUGCAAUAUCAUUAUCAAGCUUUUGUGUCAGAAUGGGAGGAUGGAGGAAGCAUAUGAGUUCCUUGGUAAAAUGCCUAAGAAGGGUUGUUUGCCAGAUGUGUUUACUUAUCAUUGCCUUUUUCGAUGUCUUGAGAAGCCGAGGGAGAUUCUGAGAUUGUUUGAUAGAAUGAUUGAAAGUGGGAUUCAGCCAAAGAUGGAUACUUAUGUGAUGCUUUUGAGAAAGUUUGAGAGAUGGGGUUUUCUUCGACCAAUUUUUGUGGUGUGGAAGAAGAUGGAAGAGCUUGGGUGUAGCCCAGAUGAAUUUGCUUACAAUGCUUUGAUUGAUGCUCUAAUUCAAAAGGGUAUGCUAGAUGAGGCUAGGAAGUAUGAUGAAGAGAUGUUAGCUAAAGGUCUUUCACCUAGGCCAAGAGCAGAGUUGGGAACAAAGCUGGUGCAAGGAGAGGAUUAGAUGGUGGAUCAUUAUGUGAGAACAAUGUUCAUUCAGAAGACGAUUUUAGUUUCACCCAGAUCCUAUUAACAGAGAAGUUAACACAACAUUAUGAUGAUGUUAAUGCAAGGGUGAAUGUUAUAUUUGAUGGGAAAUCAGGAAGGCAACUUUGCAAUUAAGAUCACACCUUGCCGAAUCCUAAUGACAAGCAAGUAUGUGAUCAUGUGGUGUCUGCAAGAGUUUUGGCUGUGUGAUUAAAUUUUGGUAGAAGAAGGUGCUUUCCUCAUGAGUUUACAUAAUACUAGUUGAUGUGGUUGCAAGAGUUUUGCCUAUGCGAUUAGAUUUUGGUAGAAGAUGGUGAUAUCCUCAUGAGUAUACGGAAUGCCAUUGACGAUGCUGCAAACAUCGCAUCCAGGUCUGGACAUGAUAAAUGAUGUAGCUUGCAAUUGUUAUACGCUGCAUCGAUCAUCUGCUCUUGUGAAAGUUUGUCAGUGCGUUCAGUAGCCUUGCUUCAGCAAACUCUGUUUUUCUUCAUAGUAUUUAAACACUUUUGUAUGGAGGCAAGUCAUAAGCUUUUAUUCUUUUUAUACCCUGGCUAGCAUUUGAAGCUUUUAUACUUUGUUGAUGCUAUUGAAAGUCAUAAACAUGUGGUUUUAUCUCUUCUGUAAUACUAUAAAUUAGUUGUAAUGUUAUAUUAGUUUUUCAGUAAUAUACAAGUUUCUUUCUACUUUUCU
This is a messenger RNA of Mangifera indica (mango), 2106 nucleotides long. Its product is annotated as pentatricopeptide repeat-containing protein At1g80550, mitochondrial. Bases 89 to 1393 code for a protein of 434 amino acids. The record is from RefSeq and is a predicted model, not a curated record. NCBI's taxonomy places the organism in Eukaryota, Viridiplantae, Streptophyta, Magnoliopsida, Sapindales, Anacardiaceae. The transcript has a single exon. Gene Ontology annotation, molecular function: protein binding.